AUGGAUUCAUCAGGCACUGGUGAGUCGGACACUACGGGUCCUAUGCCUAUCGUAUCAGACGACCGAGAGUCAUCGGAGCAUGAGGUACACACUUCAGAUGUUACCAGCACGGAUGACGAUGAUUUUCAGCCCUUCGCGCUACUCGAUGUUGUCGCCGAGCCCGCUGAUGGCCCUUUUGCCGGGGAUUUGCCGCUCGUGGAGAUCCCUGCCCCUAUACCUUUUGCCGCUUACCCUGUUCUUGAUAUGCUCCUCGACGCCGACGCUGAUGACGACGUCGAUUUGUUUGAUGACAAGCCCCUGGAGGAUGAUAUUGAGGGCGAGGCCCUUAUAGCUGACGGCGGUCUUUUGCUGCUCGCAGAUGCUCCUGCUGAGGAGUCACCUGUUGAUGCCCCUCUCAUCGCUGAUGUACCCGCUGAGCCUGUUGUUGUCGCCCCUCUUCCUGAUCCUGUUCCUUUGGAGCCCGACCAUGCACUAUUUGCGACCCAUAUUGAUCCCCGUUAUGCGCACACCCGGAAUGGGUGGAUUGAUGCUGACUAUGAGUACCCGCCUUUUGUGGUACCAGUUGCGCCUGUUCCAGCCCCUGUGUCAGUUCCUCCUGAGAUUCCUCUGCAUCCCGUUCAUACCACCGAUGCACGUCACAUGGAUUUCCCUUUUUCGUUCGCUCAGUACACACCUCCAGCGCGUCCGGGAGAGGGUUCCUCGACUCAUCCCUUCGGCCAUGUGCCGACAUCUGUCCCCGUUAUACCACAUUUUUCUUCUGCUAUUCCCCCUGUUCCAUCAUUUUCUGUGCCACCUUUUACCCCAGCUGGUGAGCCAUUUCUUUGGACGUCACCACCUAUUAUGCCACCAUCCGACCCCUACCAUCCUUUUCAUAUGGGGUAUUCUAUUGAGGACACUCUUAUGUCAUUUGUUGUCCAGCAGGAGGUUCUCACAUGGCGCAUACAGGAGCUCGAGAGAGCACCACCACCGCCAUGCCAGUGUCAGGGCCAUACUCACCCUGCUAUUUCGCAGCCCCCUCGACCGUUGUCACCAGACUCUACUGCACGUCUUUGGGCACUGGAGCAGCUGAUGGCUUCCUGGUUGCGUUCCCAGCGAGCCAUGGAGGAGGAUUGGCUCCAUUUACGUCAUUUGUUCUAA
Messenger RNA from Helianthus annuus (common sunflower), 1137 nucleotides. RefSeq names its product leucine-rich repeat extensin-like protein 3. The transcript is spliced from 2 exons. Bases 1 to 1137 code for a protein of 378 amino acids. The record is from RefSeq and is a predicted model, not a curated record. Lineage: Eukaryota; Viridiplantae; Streptophyta; Magnoliopsida; Asterales; Asteraceae.